Messenger RNA from Rotaria sordida, 408 nucleotides. The record is from the annotation of a GenBank genome assembly. Lineage: Eukaryota; Metazoa; Rotifera; Eurotatoria; Philodinida; Philodinidae.
AUGUUUGCUAAAAUAAUAUCACCUUUAGUUGGAGCUUUACUUAUUAGUUUAGCUUUAAUUAGUUUAUCAUCAGAUAUAAAUCCUUCUCUUCAUCUAUAUAUGCAUCAAUUUUUAAAACAAAUUCAAGAAAAUAUUCCUAUUAAAUAUAUACGAGAAGCAUCAUUAAACCGAGUUAAAAUAAUAUUUUCAAUUUAUCUUCUUAUUUCUGGAUUUGUUCUUCAUUAUUGUCAAGGAGUAAAACGUUUAAUUGUAUUAAUACCAUUAUCAAUAGUUUCAAUAUGUAUGAUAAAAUUAACAAUAAUAUUUAGUUUAUCAGUAUCAAGUAUUCCAAUAUAUAUAUUUCUAGUUGUUUCUAUAAUAAUUAUUCUUUUUAAUGAUUGUGCUCAAUUAGAUGAACUUGAUAUAUAA